This is a messenger RNA of Lepus europaeus (European hare), 1308 nucleotides long. Its product is annotated as syncytin-2-like. The transcript is spliced from 2 exons. The record is from RefSeq and is a predicted model, not a curated record. NCBI's taxonomy places the organism in Eukaryota, Metazoa, Chordata, Mammalia, Lagomorpha, Leporidae. The coding region runs from base 1 to 1308 and encodes 435 amino acids.
AUGCCCUCCCAAAGCCUUCCCUUCUUCCUCCUACUGGCAUACUUCCCACCUGGACUCCUAACUGAUGCCUCGCCCUUUAUCAGGCCACUCCAGGCUGCAGUUAAUCUAUUGGCCAACACAUCCUAUGGCCGCUCCUGCUGGAUUUGCCUGGAGGCACAGGGCUCGUCUGGGGAAGCAUGGCCAACCUCUCUAAAGGAAUGGGCUCAGACAGAGGGAUUUAUGUACUACUCAACUUCUACUGGGCACCAGGGUGUUCAUGCAUCAGUUAAAAAGGACAGCCUCUCACACCCUGUUAUAGGACCUAUCUAUACUAAGGUUGCAUUGAGGGCAAAAGCCCCCCUGUGCCUCAGCUCUCCUGAGUUUCCACAGGGUUCCCCUGUGGGAUCCUUAAAUAGCUCCUUUUGUAACUUUACUGUGACAGUGCAUACCAAGGACCGGGCACUCCUCAUCAAGCCCCCCUUGCUCUUCUCCUCUCCGCCAAACAUAUCUGUGGCACAUCGACUCCAAUAUACAGGGGGCUUCUGCCAGGGAAGGCCUCUGUCAUGUAAACAUUUUGCUCUAAUGGCGGAUUCUAAUUGGGGCAGCAUAGGAAUAGAUAAUUGCUCCCUCAUUCAUGAGGAUGGCAAGUUAGCCCGGACUUUCAUUGACACUACUAGACGGGUAAUGUUCUGGGAAGAUCUGACGAGCAGUACUUCCCACAACAACACCCCAUGUUUUAGUCCACUGACUGCAGCUUCCUUUGCUGCCACGUACCUCUUCAAACGUCCCACUACUGAAAAUCCCCCACUUAGCGUACAUCACCUCUCUGGGUGCCUCCCUCCCACAGGGGGAAUGUACUUUGUCUGUGGGACUCUUGCUUACCAAUGCUUACCUUCUAACUGGACAGGGGUCUGUACCCUGGCCUAUGUCCUGUCUACUAUAUCUGUUGCUAAUGCUUCAGCCCCUAUACCGAUUCCCUUACACACUACUUCUCGACUUUCCAAGAGGAUCCCCCCUCUGAUCCCCAUCCUGGUAGGGAUCAGCACGGUGGCUGGAGUGGCGGGAGUUGCUACAGGCACAACAGGGGCAGUAUCAGCAAACAAUAUGUAUACUAGCCUCUCCUCCGAGCUGGCUGGUCUUAACACCCAAAUAGCAGCAUCCCUCUUCACUCUCCAAAAUCAGAUCAACUCUUUGGCUGCAGUUGUUCUCCAAAACAGACGAGCGUUAGACAUGUUAACUGCCGCUCAGGGAGUCUUCAGGGUUAUUGUAAUUACUCAAGCAAAAGAAGCUACGAUGGACGCUCAGAAAAGUAAGUACGAUGUUGGAUGA